Messenger RNA from Corapipo altera (White-ruffed manakin), 1150 nucleotides. RefSeq names its product TATA-box binding protein associated factor 11 (gene TAF11). Gene Ontology annotation, molecular function: transcription coactivator activity; protein heterodimerization activity. Bases 200 to 763 code for a protein of 187 amino acids. Gene Ontology annotation, cellular component: nucleus; transcription factor TFIID complex. The transcript is spliced from 5 exons. The record is from RefSeq and is a predicted model, not a curated record. Gene Ontology annotation, biological process: RNA polymerase II preinitiation complex assembly; transcription initiation at RNA polymerase II promoter. NCBI's taxonomy places the organism in Eukaryota, Metazoa, Chordata, Aves, Passeriformes, Pipridae.
GCCCCUCACGGCGCUCUUAGUCAAUCGUCAUCGGGGCGCCGCCGCGGCGCCGCUGCCAUGGCGACAGGCUCCGCCCCUCACUGGCCUCCGUUUAGUACGUCAUCAGGAUGCGCCGCGGCGGUUCCGUUACCAUGACGACAGGCCCCACCUCUCGGGGACUCGCAGUGUUGCGCCAUCAGGCGGCGCCGCGGGCGCGGCCAUGGCGGACCCGGCCCGGGACCCGCUCGGAGCCGCCGCGGCCGCGGAGCCGCCUCCGGGCCCGGCCCCUCCCGCGGGACACGGCGCGGGGGACGCGGCGGCCGCGGAGGGGGAGGGCGAGGGCGAGGCGGGAGAGGCUGGCGGAGGCGGCGAGCCCAAGGCGGAGGGGGCGGACGGGGAGGUGAGGAGCGCGGAGGGGGAGGCGGCGGACGGAGACGAGCCCGGGCUGCAGCCGAGCGCGGCCAGGAAGGUGAAACUGGAGCUGAAGGAGCGGAAGGAGAAGAAGCAGAAGGUGGAUGAGGACGAGAUCCAGAAGAUGCAGAUUCUGGUCUCGUCCUUCUCCGAGGAGCAGCUGAACCGGUACGAGAUGUACCGUCGCUCUGCCUUCCCCAAGGCCGCCAUCAAACGGCUCAUCCAGUCCAUCACAGGCACCUCAGUGUCCCAGAACGUCGUCAUCGCCAUGUCCGGCAUCUCCAAGGUCUUCGUGGGGGAGGUGGUGGAGGAGGCCCUGGACGUGUGUGAGAAGUGGGGGGAGCUGCCCCCCCCCUGCAGCCCAAGCACAUGAGAGAGGCCGUGCGGAGGCUCAAGGCACGAGGGCAGAUCCCCAACUCCAAGUACAAGAAGAUCAUCUUCCACUGACUGGCCCUGGAGCAGAGAGGGGCUGAAACAGCAACCUCUGGGACCCUCCCCAGCUGAGCCACAACCUGAGGCCCCUUGGGGAGGGGUGUGAGACCUCGGGGACCACAGGGACUGUCCUCAGUCACUGCCCAGAACCCUGCACUGGGCAGAGCCAGGAGCUGCUCCUGACCUGGAGCCAUGGGCUCCUCUGCCUCAGCACAGCAGGGAGAGGAACAUCCACGGCCUUCAGAGUAUUCACCCCCCAGGGCUGUGCUUCCUGCUGGCCCAGAUGUGGCUUUUUUUUGUACAUUAAAGUUGCUCUGUGUUGGUGGCC